GCCGGAACAUUUAUCAAAUAUUUUGUCUGUAAUAUGUGAUCAGUUUGAACGUUCAUAAAUCUAAAGUACGAAAGCGAUGAAAAGUUUUAUCAUAAUACUAUCUCUACUUUUCGUGAUAGUAUUGUUUGUCAAUGGAACUGAAGGCAGAUUUCGAAUACCGGGUUUGUCAAAAAAUGUAAAAGAAUCGGCAAAAAAAGUAAACCCAAAAGAUCAAAUUGAAAAUGUAAAACAAUCGGCAAAAAAUGUGAACCCAAAAGAACAACUUAAAAAUGCUGCGUCAUCUAAACUUGGCAAGAAUUCAACAACAAAAGGCACAAAUGGGAAAUCCGAAUGGUCAAAAUGUUCGAAGACUUGUGGAACCGGUGUCCAAUACCGUACACAUGGUGUAUUGAGCGUGAAGCUUACAAGAAAAUGUUCGACUCGUCCUUGUGCUAACAAAUUUCUCGAUUUUUUCUCUUGGUGGUCAUCCUGGGGACCUUGUUCCGUGACAUGUGGAAGUGGACACAAAAGUCGGAGUCGAAAAUGUAUGAUACCGAAUACCUGUAACAAACGCGAAGAGAUGCAAUCAUGCAAAAGUAAUCCUUGUAAAAAUAUUUAAAGAAGAAUGAUUGAAUAGAAUAUGAACAUUUUACAAUUUUUCAAAACACUCUAUUAGACAUUAUCUUGUAUAUAUUUUUGGUGACGCCUAAUAUUCAAAAAUAAAGUCUGCCUAUUCAGAUAUUUGUUAUCCGUCUGUGGAAUAAAUUGUAGCAUUCAUACUUGUUAUGAUGUAUGCUAACGAAA
Messenger RNA from Styela clava, 783 nucleotides. RefSeq lists its product as uncharacterized. NCBI's taxonomy places the organism in Eukaryota, Metazoa, Chordata, Ascidiacea, Stolidobranchia, Styelidae. The record is from RefSeq and is a predicted model, not a curated record.